GCAAAUGCACAGCUCAUUCUACCCAGCACAUCUGGCCAGCUGCAUGGAAUGACGCAGUAAAGCAACGGCUCGUCUAUUCAGUAUCUCCAUUGGAAUGACUUCUGCCCAUGAGAAAAUUGUCUCUGGGUAUGUCAAAGGGGUGACAGAAGCUGCAGCAGCAUGUAGCUUCCUCCUCCUCUCCUGUCUCCUCCCACAAAAACAAUCCCCUUGUAACUGAACUUGCAAAACAAAACUGGAAAGUAUUGAGAUGUCAUUUCCUCUCUGCUCUUUAUGAGGCAACCAGAAAAUGGAAGCUGCUGCUGCUGCUGCAACCGUCACCCAGACUCAUCAGACGGGACCGUUCACCUUUGAAGCAGCAGUGCCGGCAGAAGAGCAGACACAGCAAUGGAAAACUUCAGCUUCUCCCUUCCAGUUCUCACCAAAAAGCAACAAGACAUUUUUCAGAAAGCUUUUACUGCUGAUGCUGAUUACCUGGAAACAUCUGAGGCAAUGAACCAGUCCUUCUGGGAGUUGUUAAUAAAAUGUUUAGCCACCGUUAAUCCAGCCUGUCUGACCAUUGAAGAAUCCCACAAUCUCCUUAACAGAGGCAUAAACACAGCUGAUGAACGUGCAGCCUCCUUGAAGACCGUAGGGGAAAAAGGAGAGAAUGCAAUGGUUGUGCUUUACCUGCUGCUAAAGAUGAAAGAUCAAUCCGCCUACAGUCAGUUGCCCAGCUCCAAGAAAAAUGAUGAAAAACUGAAACUACUUAAUGAAUUGGAAAAAAUCUUCAGAUUCUCACAGGAAGAAAGUGAGGCUGAAAGGACAUCGUGGGAGCCCACAGAAACACAACCACGAGCAACCAGUGCUGGCAAGAAAAAAGUCUCUGUGGCAACAGUUAAGCCAAUUUCUCAUAAGCAAAGUCAGGAAGACCAAGACCAUGAAAAUCGAGAUGGAAGUGAGAUUGCAAGAAGAGAAAAUGCACCUGCUGUGGCUUGUGAAAAGGCUACUUACCUUCAGAAAUGUCAAAGACAGUGGAUAAGAAUACGGAAAAAUGAUCUAUUCUUUCAUUUUGUCAUUCUUUGUUUUGCCAUUGGAGCCGUACUAAUUAGCUUUUACAACUACAAAGAUUGGAUCGUUUCCCUUGGUCUUGGUUUUGUCAUCUUUGCUUCUCUAGAAAUUACUGGAAUAUAUUUUGGCUUUGUGCAUCGAAUUCACAGUGUCCUUGAGGGUUUCAUUCCUCUGAUUCAGAGAUUCAGAAUACCAGGUAUUAGAAAAGUUGACUGAACAGAAGAUUGAGAGUUCAACACGUCCUUGGUUUCUGGAUUGAUUGUACUAAAGUUAAUAAAGCUGUUUCAUGGUAGGGUCAUAAAAAUCUAAUGGCUAUCCUAAAAUAUUGAAGCAUGAAUCAUAAAAUUAGUUAUUCUCUACUCAGGAAUAAAAACUGUGGUACAGGAUGUCCAUUCUUUCCUUUGACAUGAUUUGUGGCUCAAUACAAGCAAAAUAGAGUGGGGCUAAGUUUAUAAAUGCAUUUUAAGCUAUAAGGGUUACUACACACACCAUGUUAUUUCCCCCCCCCCCCCCCAAUAUAAUGAUGUCAGUCCAACUUGAGAGGUGUAAUCCAAAGCUUAUGGAAAUUAAGGAACAGCUUGCAUAGAUUUCAUUGAGCUCUGGAUCAGGCCCUUGAUGUUUUAAAACGUCUCUGGAAACCUUUGUGGGGUUCUUUCUCUCCCCCAAUGGUGCACGGUAGGAUUACUUUUCAUGUUGCACCUACUUACACAUCCCCACUAGCACCAGUACUGAUUGGAGUGAUUUCCCUUUGGCUAGAGUCUUGCAUUUGAAGAGCGCUAUCUGAGCAAGUGGACUAGUCAAGGCUGUUUUCAAAUAACUUUGUUUGCAACUUUCCUCAAAGAGUCAGCCUUGGCACACAGAAAUUCUGCUUUCUCCCCAUCUUGUGAAACCAUGAAGCAGCCAAACCUCUCGGCUGCUUGCUUGCACAGCUGAGCACCAACAGUACAAUUACUUUGGAUUUAGAUGACUGUAUUGUAGCAGACCUUGAUAAACUAUGCUUGGAAUAUGACUACAUGCAAUGAAAGCCAGAUGAGAUGUUACACACAGUAUUUAGGUAAAAUGUAGAAAAUUAUUAUUAGUGACAGCAAAUUUAAUUUCUCUUCUUGUGACAGUAGUUAGAGGAAAUACAAAAUGACUGAUGAAAAAAGAAUAAAAAACCCCCUGCAGAUUGGGAACACUUGUCAUUUUAUAGUUUCCCCCCCAAAAAAAAUUUGUUGGCCUAUAAACACUGGGAAGCACUAAAGACAGCAGAAAAAGGUGGUUAAAAUGUUAUACAUCAGUGUUUCUCAACUUUUUUUUAUAAAGUACGCCCCCCCCUUUUUUUUGGUUGAAGAACACACCACACACACAACUACCCCCAGUCCCUAGUUUUCAGACAUACUUUUUUUCCUAUGAUUCAGCACAUUUGUUUAAACAACUUAAUCGUAGCCGGGCGGGUGAUUAAAUUU
This is a messenger RNA of Pelodiscus sinensis (Chinese soft-shelled turtle), 2495 nucleotides long. RefSeq names its product transmembrane protein 40 (gene TMEM40). NCBI's taxonomy places the organism in Eukaryota, Metazoa, Chordata, Testudines, Trionychidae. The record is from RefSeq and is a predicted model, not a curated record.